Betta splendens (Siamese fighting fish) is the source of this 2557-nucleotide messenger RNA. RefSeq names its product cytochrome P450 2J6-like. Gene Ontology annotation, molecular function: iron ion binding; heme binding; oxidoreductase activity, acting on paired donors, with incorporation or reduction of molecular oxygen, reduced flavin or flavoprotein as one donor, and incorporation of one atom of oxygen. The transcript is spliced from 11 exons. Gene Ontology annotation, cellular component: cytoplasm; intracellular membrane-bounded organelle. Lineage: Eukaryota; Metazoa; Chordata; Actinopteri; Anabantiformes; Osphronemidae. The record is from RefSeq and is a predicted model, not a curated record. Bases 39 to 1508 code for a protein of 489 amino acids. Gene Ontology annotation, biological process: xenobiotic metabolic process.
UACUCUCCUCAGUUCUGUUCAGCCCAGUUCUGUUAAUCAUGUUUGCUGCAGCCCUCCUGCUAUGCAUUUGCAUUUGGUUGGUCAUUGUUCUACUCAAAUCUGGGAGGCCGAAGAACUUUCCCCCUGGACCACCUGCUGUGCCAGUACUUGGGAACCUGUUGAACCUGAACCUAGAGAACCCCUUAAAGGACUUUGAGAGGCUGAGGAAGUCUUAUGGAAAUGUUUACAGCCUGUUCCUUGGGCGCAAACCAGUUGUAUUCAUAAAUGGAUUCCACGCCAUUAAAGAGGCUCUAGUGACUAAGGCUGCUGAUUUCUCUGGACGCCCUCGAGACAUAUUUGUCGUUGACGUCACCCAAGGAAAAGGACUAGUUCUAGCAGAUUAUGGCCCUUUUUGGAAGGAACAUCGUCGCUUUGCCCUGAUGACCCUGAGGAACUUUGGUCUGGGCAAGAACACCAUGGAGGACAGGAUUCAUGGAGAGAUACAACACAUCAUCAAAACCCUGGACAACAACAUCGGUAAAUCUAUGAGUCCUCAAGUCAUGUUCCAUAAUGCAGCCUCUAACAUCAUCUGCCAGGUUCUGUUUGGGACACGCUACGAGUACGAUGAUAAGUUCAUCAAAGAGGUUGUUCGUUGCUUCAUGGAGAAUUCAAAGAUAGCUAAUGGACCGUGGAGUGUGGUCUAUGACUCUUAUCCUAUUGUGCGUAAGCUGCCGCUACCUUUUAAAAAGGCUUUCAAGAAUUUUGAGAUUUGUAAAAAUCUUACAAGUAAUUUAGUUAAUGAGCACAAGAAAACCAGAGUCCCGGGAGAUCCAAGAGACUUUCUUGACUGCUACCUGGACGAACUGGAUAAGAGAGGCAGUGAUGCUCCCCCAUUUUCAGAAGAACGACUUAUCUUCAUGACACUCGAUCUUCACUUUGCUGGAACCGACACAACCUCCAACACGCUGCUUACUGGCUUCCUCUACCUCACCACCUACCCAAACAUACAAGAGCGUUGCCAGCAGGAGAUAGACCAGGUGUUACAAGGGAAGGAUCUGGUCAGCUUUGACGACAGACACAACAUGCCCUACAUGCAGGCUGUGGUCCAUGAGGUGCAGAGGGUAGCCAACACUGCUCCACUCAGCGUCUUUCACUGCACAUCCAAAGACACAGAGCUGAUGGGAUAUUCUAUUCCCAAAGGCACAAUGAUUGUUCCUAAUCUCACAUCAGUUCUGAAUGAAGAAGGACAGUGGAAAUUUCCACAUGACUUCAACCCUGAAAACUUCCUUAGCGACCAGGGAGAGUUUGUUAAGCCUGAGGCCUUCAUGCCUUUCUCUACAGGACCACGGAUGUGUCCUGGAGAGGGUCUGGCUCGUAUGGAGCUCUUCCUUAUCAUGGUGACUCUGCUGAAGAAGUUCAAGUUCCUCUGGCCAGAGGAUGCUGGAGAGCCAGACUACACCCCGGAGUUUGGGGUCACCCUGACUCCAAAACCGUACCGCAUGAAGAUCAAACACCGGGAGAUGCAGUAAGACGAACAGCAGGGAUUGAAGAAAGAAGGAGGUGUGCAAAAUGAUACUCAACCAGCAGAUGUCGUUGUUCUGACUGUGUCAAAUCGUGUUUAGCAAUGUGUUGAUUUCAACUUAACUGUCUUAUAGUUGCUCAGUGAUUCAUGAGGCUUCGAUUUCGCCUUCAUGACUCUACCAGCUGCCAACAUUUUAUGUUUUAAAACUAGAUAUGAAACACAAAGACAUCACAUGCAUGUCUCAUACUACCUGUCAAUAUUUUAAUAUUAAUAUAUCCAUGGAGAACUCCACCUAUUACUCCCAAUGAGCCCUUUAAUGACAACUGCAUGCUGAACCACAUGGUAUUGAUUCUAGGGUACUGUAUGUAUGGAAGAUCUGCACCCCCUCCAUUCCUAGAAUAUGGUCUACAGGUGAGGCUGAUUCAAAAUGCACAACUGUGUUUUUGCACCAUUACUUACCCACAAUUUUAUUUUAGACAAACAUACCUAUCGUUUCUGACAUUUAUGUUACAGUAGGUCCACAAAACUUUGUCAUUCAUUUCUCCCCAGUUAGCUGCUGCUUCUGGUCAGUCCCUUCCAAUGCCUUGAUCUAUUCUUUUUUUCACAAUAGGGCAUCCUAAUUCAUACAACAUCCAUCACUUUGCCCUUACUCUGCUGCCCUCUCGGGGUCAAAUUCCCAUGAGGCAACACUGUCAUUCAUUGCUAGCUUCAGGCUAUUGCCCAGUGACCCACACACAAUAAAAUUAACAUAACUGCAAAAACACAAACAAGAAAGAAAACACUAAGCAGGGGAAGCCUUCUCUCCCCUACAAAAAGGGCCAACAGAGAAACACCCAGCUAGCUGGGUUUGUUAACCCUAAAAAUGAAGACUGAGGCUGAUCUGAGAGGGGAUAAAGUGCCUAUACUGCAGGGCAACAUAAAUAAGAUGUCUGCUCUCCUUUGUGUAGUUACAUAGGAAUAAAGAAAAGGACAUAAAUCGUCUCCUGAAAUGAUCAGAUAAACAUCUGCUGUAGUGGAAUUUGUCUUAAUUCAUAAUAAACCCUAUGUGAUGAAACA